Messenger RNA from Procambarus clarkii (red swamp crayfish), 3354 nucleotides. The record is from RefSeq and is a predicted model, not a curated record. NCBI's taxonomy places the organism in Eukaryota, Metazoa, Arthropoda, Malacostraca, Decapoda, Cambaridae.
CAGUUAGCCCCCCGAGCCCGAAGCUUUUGUUGACAAAGUAGCUGGGUUGAGGGAUGUGAGGCCGCGAUCACUGUAAAUAUUAUUUUGAUCAUGAUGGAUAUAGGAAAUAAAGUGCCAAACAAAUGGCCCAAAUUUCUGGAUAUGACAAAGGACGAGUGCCGGAAAGCUCUUCGUGCUCUAGAGCUGACAACAUACAGCCAAGUGGUGUCAGUCCUACGGGCUCAAGGAGAACUUACCAAGGAGAAGAGGAAGCUGCUGAAUGACCUUCAAACUAUAUUUUCCAUCACCCUUGAAAGACAUCGUGCCGAGAUUCGUAGAGCAGUAAAUGACGAGAAACUCAGCACGAUUGCAGACUCCCUGGCUGGACCCAACACAGGAGUUGAAUGGGCAGUAGAAGGUCGACGCUUGGUUCCACUUAUGCCUCGUGUUCCUCCACAAACAUCAUAUACUGCUAUAGCUACACGAAUGGCUCUCUUGUAUUAUGGCAUCAAUGCAAAAAUGCCGCCCCCAAACACAACAGCAUUGUAUGGUAAAUUGGAUGAUCUAGGUGCUGAAUCUGAUGAUACAGACUCUGAAGAAGAGACUGAAGGUCUAAGAUUCAUCCAAGGUGCCAUGGUUCCUCAACAGUACAACAGUGAUCAGGGAUCAUACACGACUCUGCCGCUCUCACAAGCACGUUUAUCCAAACUGCCUCCGAAAGAGAACCGGGAAAAUCGAGAAACCCCACCAACCACAUCAUCAGGCGGGAGUAGCGGACCCAUGAAUGUUGGCCUCGGGAGCAGUAGCGGUGGUGGGAGCAUCGAUAAACGAAAACGAAAGAGAUCGUCUUCAACCGAACACCCUCUACCUCCUCCUCCGCCCCCUCCCCCAGCCCCUCGGGAACUACCUCCAGCGGCAGGGACACCCACAAAGCAGAUGAGUGGCAUGAGUCGUCCAUUGCCUGGACCGCCCAUGAAGAUCACCGUGACAGGGAAUGUGGCCCGAGGAACACCCGGGACACCGAUAUCCACUCUAGGUGGUCACACCCAAAAGGUAAUUCUGGUAUCAACCUCUGGAGCCAGUGGGGUCGGAAGCGGUGUGUAUCAGCGUUCUCUCAGUGUUCCCGUCAUGAAAAGUGGCACCGGGGCAGCACCCAGUGUAAUGCGUGGUGUUCCAUCUGCAGGUGGCACAGUGCCUGCGAGUCAAAUGCAGUCAGGAGGCGGUAUGGGCUCAGGAAGUAUGAUCGUUCCGUCCACAUACUCUGGAGGUGGAUCACUGGUGUCUGGCGUGAUGCCUCCAUCUGGAACGUACGUGAACAGAAUGAGGCCAAGAGUGCCUUCUGGUGCUCUUCCACCGAGGCCUCGACAGCGAUCCAAUUCUCUUGUUCUUCAGGCUGAAGCGGGGAUACCACAAAGAGGUAUGGAAGGAGGCGGAGGUAGCGGAGGCAGCAGCAUUGGUGCUGGUGGCCACAUGAGUUCUGUGCCGUCAUAUUCUGGCAGUGUAUCUGGCAUGGUGCCACCAUCCACCGUUCCUCAUGUCAUGCCUCCUGGUCAUAUGAUGACUCAUCAGACCAUCCAGGUUAGGCCAAGUACACCUGUUGCAGCAGGGAAAGCUGCAAUACAGAUUCGACAGGAAGGCAGUAAGGACAACUUUGAAGUAUGGUACUUGAGUACCGGUAAUUUUCAAUAUAUCAUGUUUUCAGGAACUGGUCCACGUGUAGUAACUGUGAAUACCAUAAAUGCUCCGAAGGCUUCAGUGAGUGGAGUACGGACACCAGCUCCAGCAACGCUGGUAUCUGUUGGUUCCAAGACAAUACAAACAGUACGAGUAACACCUCAGGGUCCUUCUGGUCUUCGACCGGUGCUGAGUGGUACAAAAUCUAACGUGAUUGUUGUGCAUAAAGGAGCCCCUUCUCCUGGAACAAGACCCAUGAGCAUUCAGGGAAUCAGGGAGGGACCCACUAAAAUCACCAUAGGAAAGAGUCUCGGUGGGAGUUCCAGCACAACUAUGCUACAGAAGCCUCUACCCUCGCCUCGGGGGGCUAUCGCAGCUCCGAGUGUCGUUCCAAUCAGCACACCCACGUCUCAGGGCAAUGUCAUUGUGGUGGAUUUGAGUCCUGAGAGCAGCAGUGUGAGCAACAACAAUGCUCUGGCUGACAUUCUGCAGGCCACAGGUAUUCUGAGUACUGGUGGACCAAGUAGUGUUGAUAGUGGAAACAUCCGUGCUGGUGGUGGUGGUGACGGUGGUGAAGUAGGCAACAGUGAGGGGGCAACCCCGAGACUCCCUCCUCCUUCUAGCUCGGUUCCUCUUCUGUCACGGACAGUAUCCACUUCCACGAGUGUGCCAACAACCACUCAAUCUUCCAUCACUUCACACUGCCAGUCAAUCAGCGACUCGCCAUCAGCAACCAGCAGCGGAAGCAGCGUAUCCACAACGACCAGCACGACCACCACCGCCACCAACACAUCUGCCACCACGCUGGCAAACAUUAUGACCAACACGACUACUUCCUCUACCACUGUUGCCACUCCUACGACAAACAGUAGUGGUGGUGGUGGUGACAGUAGUGGGGGUAGUAGCAGUGAAGGAAAUGCCGGUACCGGAGGCAGUGGAGGCAGCAAUAGUGGUUGUGCUGGGGACGGGGAUGGUGAAUGGCUUAAUUUAGGGCUCGAAGGUGAAGACUCUCCUGGACACAGUUUACCAGAGGGUCAGAUGCAAAUGUUAGAGGAGGCCGUGGAAAUAUUAGGUCGUGGAGACAAAGAAUCUGCAAGGAAUCUGCUUCGCCAGGCGGGAAUAGAAUUGUUGGAUUCUCCCGGUGACAUCGGCGAACAGGGAGGGGAGCAAACCUCCAUGGCCAGUCUGAUCGCAGGACUGACUAGUCAACUUCCCGGUGGACAUCUGGAUGAUGGAUCUCUUGCUCCUGUGGGGGAAUUAGAUCCUGCAACUGGGCUUUUCUACAAUCCUUCUAGUACUGAAAGUUCUUCUGAUAGCAACAGUAACUCUGCCUCAGAUGAGCUGGAUGGACCAGAAGAAAGAGAACCCCAACAGUAGCAUUCACAGUGCCAACCAGAGUAUAACUAGAUACUUUAUACAUUAUUUUUAAGACACACUUAAUUUGUAGAUACGUUUUUUGUUUUGAAACAAAAUAUAUUUUAGUGAUUUUAUAAAUUGUUAUUGUACAUACUGAAUGUUCAGAUUAUCUUUUUUCUUGCUUAAUCGUUGAUCUCACUUCUGGAUGUGUAGUAAAAACUACAGUAUAUCUUUUUAUGAAAUAUUGAAGAUGUCUAAAUUUUCUGCCUAUUAUAUCAACCUGUCCUCUUAAAAAGAACGUCGCUUUUGGCCUUUUGGCCGAAUAUGGACGUAACUUGAAAAUGG